Molecule: messenger RNA, 2817 nt
Organism: Columba livia (rock pigeon)
Lineage: Eukaryota; Metazoa; Chordata; Aves; Columbiformes; Columbidae
Gene: FOXB1
Product: forkhead box B1
Exons: 2
Coding region: 323-1285 (320 amino acids)
Biological process (GO): regulation of transcription by RNA polymerase II; anatomical structure morphogenesis; cell differentiation
Molecular function (GO): RNA polymerase II cis-regulatory region sequence-specific DNA binding; DNA-binding transcription factor activity, RNA polymerase II-specific
Source: RefSeq, a predicted model, not a curated record
UGGUUAGAGGAAGGACAUGGAGGCAACUACUUAGCUCAUCGCGGCUGCAGAGCAGCAAACAAGCCUCUGCUACAGUCCAUCUGCCGGUGGUGUAAAAGAAGCUGAUUCAGCCCGCGGAGAAGGGAGGGGUGUACAAGAGGAUUCCCAAAACCAAGCCAGCUCGCUGCCUCCUCGGGACUAAACCGGAGCAGAGUGGCCGGGAAAGGAACAAGAGACACAUCGGCGGAGCGGGGUGGGAAAGAGCCCGGACUUCCAGCUGCGUCCCGGAUGCGGACUGUCAACUUCCAGCAACUUUAAGAUCUCUGCGGGUCCUCUAGCGAAGAUGCCUCGCCCGGGCAGAAACACUUACAGUGAUCAGAAGCCUCCCUACUCCUACAUCUCGCUGACCGCCAUGGCGAUCCAGAGCUCCCCGGAGAAGAUGCUGCCCCUGAGCGAGAUCUACAAGUUCAUCAUGGACCGCUUCCCCUACUACAGGGAGAACACGCAGCGCUGGCAGAACUCCCUCCGCCACAACCUCUCCUUCAACGACUGCUUCAUCAAGAUACCGCGGCGCCCCGACCAGCCGGGCAAGGGCAGCUUCUGGGCGCUGCACCCCAGCUGCGGGGACAUGUUUGAGAACGGCAGCUUCCUGCGUCGCCGCAAGCGCUUCAAGGUGGUCAAGUCGGACCACCUGGCCCCCAGCAAGCCGGCGGACGCGGCGCAGUACCUGCAGCAGCAGGCGAAGCUGCGGCUCAGCGCCCUGGCGGCCACCGGCACCCACCUGCCCCAGAUGUCCACGUACAACCUCGGUGUGUCCCAGCCCUCCAGCUUCAAGCACCCCUUCGCCAUCGAGAACAUCAUCGCCAGAGAGUACAAGAUGCCCGGGGGCCUCGCCUUUUCCACGAUGCAGCCCAUGCCGGCCGCCUACCCCCUCCCCAACCAGUUGACUACGGUGGGCAGCUCCAUUGGCACAGGCUGGCCCCACAUGUACAGCUCCGGCAUGAUCGACACCGCCACCCCCAUCUCCAUGGCCAGCAGCGAGUACGGCGCCUACGGCGUGCCCAUUAAGCCGCUCUGUCACGGGGGGCAGACUUUGCCGGCCAUCCCCGUCCCCAUCAAACCUACCCCCGCCGCGGUGCCGGCCCUGCCCGCCCUGCCCGCACCCAUCCCCACCAUCCUCUCGAACUCGCCUCCCUCCCUCAGCCCCACGUCCUCGCAGACGGCUACCAGCCAAAGCAGCCCGGCCACUCCCAGCGAGACUCUCACCAGCCCGGCGCCCGCCCUGCACUCCGUGGCGGUGCACUGACCCGGGCCACCCGCACGGACUCCGUCGCCGUCCCCUUUCUCCCAAAGUUUCCUUGGAGCUCCCCUCCUUCCCUUCUCUCCCUCCUUCCGCGCCUUUCUUCCCUCCUUUCUUUUCCUCGAAAGCAGAGACAGCUUCUCGCGGGAAACAGAGGUUUGCCGUUCGCGGGAGCUGCCUUUCUGCUUCGGCCCUUCAGCCGUGCCCUCCUUGGCCUCUCGGCUUCCUUCCUAGUUCCAAACUUUGUUUUCUGCUCUUCUGAGGCAAACAGAACCGACCCGGCCCGCCCCCCCUCCCCGCCCGGUAGGACAUCACUAGUUUUCCAAAAGUAUUUUCAGGCGUCUUCGAUUUGCCAGAGACAGGCAAGCCUGGCCCGGUGAUGCCUCUUUCUCUUCCUUUGUCUGGGGAAGAGCAGGGGUUUAUAUAGGACCGAUCUUUAAAACCGUAAACAGUGUGAAACGGCUGCAGUCUCACUGCAUGAGAGGAGCGACGUUUCCAGCCUCCAAGCAGCAAACGCUUGGAUCUUGGAAACGCCGGACAGAGCGCGUGUCCUUUGUGUGGUUGCAUGUCUCGUUGUUGCGCAAGAGGCAGGAUUCCCGCGGGGAAGGCUGCGGGACCUCCAGGCUCAGUCGAUUCCACGCAGGAGCGAUGCCGGGGCCGGCAGGGCCCGGGGGCGGCCCUGCCGGCUGAGGCUGCGGCCGGGGGCGCCGGGCAGUGCGGGAGCAGGAUGCCGUGACACGCACAGGCACCCGGUCACUCACUCCACACCUAUCUUGUUUACAAAGCGCCUGUUUUAAUGUAAAUAUUGGACUUGUAUCUGUACUGUUAUUCAGAUGAGGCCCCCUUUGCAGCACCUGUUGUAACGUGGAUGUUCACUGUAGUUUUCAGGUGGAAGAGAAAGAUAAGUUGAUUUGUCUGUUAACUUCUGAUUAACCUGUAGGUUUGCAGAGCUGAGGGUUUAUUUGUUUUUAAUUUUCGUAGCUAUUUAUUUCAUAGCUUAAAAACAAACAAUAAUAAUAAAAAUAAAAAACCUGUUACCAAGCACACAACCCGACAUAGCUUAAGAAAAGUUGCUGAAGUCACUGGUAAAACGUGGAAAAGUAACACGACAGCAGGUACAAACUGGAGGUCAUCCUGAUUUCUGCUGGAGCUUUGCAGGCAAAAGAGGGGGCUAGGGAACCUGUAAAUGCUUGUGCAUAGGAAUGAUUUAAAAACGUGUAAAACGCACUUUUGUUUGAUAUAUCCUUUCUAGAUUUAGGUAGUUUGCUGGAAACUGAACUGUUUUUCUGUUGUGAACUGCUUAAGUUAAGAAAAACAAACAAACCAACCACAAACGGCAUUAAUGUCUAUUGAAGCUGUAAAGACGUUUCUUUUAAACUUUUUUCUUUUUCCCCUGUACAGAAUAAGCAUGGCAUUUUAAAUAUUGGUGUUCUUGUUCCCAGCAUGUAUGGUUUAAGACAAAGGUUAAAAAAGUGUUUACGUUAAAUUAUGAAUCUAGUCGUCCAAAUAAUAUUUUCUCAUUAAAAUACGUAAAUGCA